GGGUUGCACAUGUAAGACAGUUAAGGAGGAUUUUUUUCUCUGAGGAUAGUGAAGCUGUGGAAUUAUCUACCGUUGAGGCCUGGUCACUGAAUAUACUCAAGAUAGAUAGACAGACUUAAUUAUUAAUGGCAUCAAGGAUUAUGGGGAAACGGCAGGAAAGUGGAGUUGAGAACUAUCAGAUCAGCUGUGAUCACAUUGAAUGGCAGAACAGACUUUUAAAGGUUGAAUGAUUUCCCUCUGCUCCUAAUUCUUAUCCUAAGACCUUGACCCCUUGUGCUAAACCCCAUCAGCCAGGGAGAGCAUCAUCCCUUCGUUCAGUCUGUCCAGUCCUGUCAGCACUUUAUACAUUUCAUUGAGAGUUCAGUCAUUUUUCUAAGUUUCUGUGAAUAUAGGCUGGGUCAACCCAAUCUCUCUUUGUGUGACAACCUUUCCAUCACAGGAAUCAGACUGGUGAGCCUUCGUUGCACUUCUACUUUGGUCUCCUUUUCUCGAGUGAGGAGACGAAAACUAUGCACAACGUUCCAGGUAUAGUAUGAAAAUGUGAAAAAGCAACCUGAACUAUGCAAAGAGGAACAGAGGAGUGGUGGUGUCUUGGCUGGCAUUUCUUUGCAAAGCACCACUAACAAACUAGUUAAUUGGCCCUUCAUGCUUGUUUGUAGGAUUUUGCUGUCUCAGAUUGGUAAGUUUCCUUACAUGAUUGCCACUGUGCUCGAACAUUAAUUCGGUGUGACGCACUUGACAAGGACACUGUGAGGCACUUUACAUGUAUUGGCAUUCAAACCUUUUAAAUUGAGCUAAUGAUGGGAUGUUCUUUUUUGCAGAGUAGCCAACGUUGGACAAUCUUGGGAAUUCUGAAAAUUUUCAUUAAACUAAUCCAUAAGUGGGAUCGAGAUGAGGAAGACGAAAAUCCUCUGUGCACCUUUAAGGAUCAGCUUUGUAUCCUGGUAUUUUCUGCACUGACUGAUUCCAGUGUCCAACUACAAAUGGUGGGGAUCAGCACUUUGGCAGUUCUGGCAUCACAGCAAGAUUUGCUGUCCCCCACCGACAUCGAGUUGAGUGUAGACCAUUUGAACAGAUUGAUCCUGCAGGAGGCCGACCCUCAGGUUUGUGCUGCAGCAUUGGAAGCUUCCACGACCAUUUCUGCAAUCCAUCCCUCCGCUUUCAUUAGUAAGAUGGUCCCAGCACUGACGCAAGAGUUAAAUACAGAACCGAUGGAAGUAAAGAGUGAUGACAAACCUCCUGCAUCGUCUGGUAAUGCUUUGCGUCAACGCAGUAUACAGGCUCUGGCUGCCAUUUCCACGCACCCCAGUAUAGUGAAGAGGACAGUCCCAGUCCUGCUGCAGCAUCUGAUCCGUUUACAGAAAGGGAGUUCAGGCAAUGAAGGUGACACGGCCAUCUUGACCUGCCAGAGCCUGCAGCUGGUGGCAGAACAUUGUCGUGGUGCUGGAGAGAGUAGCCAGUACUUUCACCAAAUGGUCAUCCCAUGCCUGCUGGGACUGGCCAUCCAGACAGCUGUACAAGACUGUGGCUGUGAGGUCCCGCUUGGCAUCCUAUGUGAGGAACAGGUGAUCAUGGCGUUUGGGACUGUGAUCAGCACUGCCUACAGUGAUGGCGAGACGGAACUAGCUUCCGGAACAAUCUCCCAGAUUGUGGCCUUGUAUCUCGAUGGGGAUGUCUCCUUCUUGCCUGAAAAUAACCUUUCCAGAAAGUUCCAGCCUUUUCAGCCCUAA
Messenger RNA from Rhincodon typus (whale shark), 1730 nucleotides. Its product is annotated as MMS19 nucleotide excision repair protein homolog. The coding region runs from base 798 to 1730 and encodes 310 amino acids. The record is from RefSeq and is a predicted model, not a curated record. Gene Ontology annotation, cellular component: MMXD complex; cytosolic [4Fe-4S] assembly targeting complex. Lineage: Eukaryota; Metazoa; Chordata; Chondrichthyes; Orectolobiformes; Rhincodontidae. The transcript is spliced from 9 exons. Gene Ontology annotation, biological process: iron-sulfur cluster assembly.